CAAAGUUUCAAUCCGUCUGCAAACGUCGCCGCUAUGCAUUAAGCCUCUGCCUUUUUCUGGUGUAACGAUUCGAUUGAAAGAGAAAUGAACUGUCGUAGCUAAGUCACAAGACGUCGACUGUGUAAUUCAAGUCAAGAACUAGAUGGAAAUCGAACAAAUACCGCUUAUGUAGUUUCUGACUGAUAAUUUAAACCGUUAGCUGGCUAGCUAACGUAGCAUUGUUUGUUUCGCGUUGUAUUAGCUCGCUUACUGACCGGUCAAGUAGCUAGCUGGCUAGCUAGCCCAGUAAUCACUGAUUGAUUCAUCAAGGAAGGAAAAUGGCUUGCGAAAACAACCGUGUUCGUUUACUUUGUAUGCUUUCAUUGACUUUUGGGUUUUUCAUUGUGGAAGUGGUGGUCAGUCGGAUAACGGCAUCCUUAGCGAUGUUGUCAGACUCUUUUCACAUGCUUUCGGAUGUAAUCGCUCUGGUUGUGGCUUUGGUUGCCGUACGCUUUGCGGAGAGGACACAGGCGACAAAUAAAAAUACCUUUGGCUGGAUUCGGGCAGAAGUGAUGGGGGCAUUGGUAAAUGCCGUGUUUCUCACGGCGCUGUGUUUCACUAUCAUUUUAGAAGCAAUCGAGCGAUUUACGGAGCCUCAUGAAAUUGAGCGUCCCCUGGUAGUCAUCGGUGUUGGAGCCGCAGGACUAGUAGUAAACCUCCUCGGGCUUUGCUUGUUUCACGGACAUGCAGGUGGGGGCCACGGGCAUUCCCACGGAGGCCGUUCGCACGGUAAGAAAAACAGGAAUAAAAUCCGCAAGUCCGAGAGACCUGACGAUUGCUCAACCGGCGAAGAGACCAACAAUCUAGUCGGUAGUCGCGCGACCAGUCCAAAUGGGGUGAACCCCGACAGGCGAGGAAGAACGGGCACACCCCCUGGUGACAAUGAGCUACAGCUGAAUGGCAAUGCCCCCUACGGCAAGCACGAGCAUGAGCAGGAGUGCAGCGAGGAGGCUGCCUCCCAGCUCAACAUGCGUGGUGUCUUCCUGCACGUGCUGGGCGAUGCCCUCGGCUCCGUCAUCGUUGUCAUCAACGCGCUCAUCUUCACCUUCGUGUGGCAGCCUUGCGAGCCCGGCCACCCCUGCAUCAACCCCUGCACUGAGAACCACUGCACGGACCACCAGCACAUCAACCACACACUGGUGGACUUGCAGGGUGGCCCCAAUCAGGUGCCCAUCGCCGGCCCCUGCUGGGUGCUCUAUCUGGACCCAACGCUGUGCGUGAUCAUGGUGGGCAUCCUCCUGUACACCACCUACCCCCUUCUGAAGGAGUCAGCCCUCAUCCUGCUUCAGACAGUGCCCAAGCAGAUUGAUGUGCACGGACUGAGCGCCCGGCUGAGGGAGCUGGAUGGUGUGCUGGCCGUCCAUGAGCUGCACAUCUGGCAGCUGGCGGGCAGCCGUAUCAUCGCCACCGCCCACAUCAAAUGCCACGACCCCACCUCCUACAUGGACGUGGCCAAACGCAUCAAGGGCUUCUUCCACGAUGAGGGCAUCCACGCCACCACCAUCCAGCCCGAGUUUGUCACGGUUAACUCAGAGUCACGCGCCUCGCUCUGCGAGCUCUCCUGCCGGACGCAGUGCGCCCCCAAGCUGUGCUGCGGGGCUGCCGAUGGUGGGAAGGCAGCCGAGGCUGCUGGGGAGACCAGGGUGGUGAGCGAGGGUAAGGCGGUGGCUGUGGACGCCGCCGCUACACUGCAGGUCAUUAACGAGACGCUAGAGAGCACAGCAAGGGAACAGGACGGCAGCUUUCAGGUGGCGCCUGGAGCCAAGGACGACAUGACCAUCCCUAGAGAGGUGGAGUCAUCCUUAUAAGAGAGAAUGAGUGCAAUCAAGGAGCCUAAAUGACCUGUGAUCAAUCUGAAGGGACCUGCAUGGCUGCCUCUUGCUUAGAGGAAGCAAUCUACUGUUCUGUAAGGUGUCUGCUUUGAACUGAAUCCAAACACAUUUACACAUGAGAUGUAGACACACACACACACACACACACACACACACACACACACACACACACACACACACACACACAGCCACCUCUUGACACUGAGCCUUUACUGCCAGCUACAGUGGCAGCAUGCUGAAGAUUCAUACUGGGUGACCGCUGAUACAAGCCACCGAGCGAGACCUGAUGCAUGUGCGUGUGUGUCACCAGCAUGUUGUGAAGCAUCAUCAGUGUUCAUAUGCUGGAGCUUCUCUCUGCUGGAUGUUAGGGAGCAUUGUCUUUCUGUGGAUCUAGAGCAACAAACACAUGCAAAUUGCAAAUAAGGCUGCUGGCCCAAGUUUGGGAACUUUUACUGAUAUUAGCAUUAUUACAAUAAGAGCCCCCUUUCCUUCCCCCUACAUUGCGUAGUUUAUCUCUGCUAUGUUUGAUUAUUUUGUGGCAGAAAUAAUAUAUGUAUUUAAGUUAUUACUAAUUACAUUUUUUUUUUCUUUCCAGAAUGUUUUGAUAUUUAGAUUUGCUAAUAAGUAAAAGGAUAUUCUGCCUCUUUUUAAAACAAAACUACUAUGCUGUAAUGUAGAAUAUUUUUUUAGUAGUCAUGUUUUUAAUGAACUGUAAUAUUGAGACUUAAUUUUAUUUUCCCAGCAGCCUCUGUUUAGAUGGCUCUUUGUAUUUGGCCCAGAAACCAGAGUCAGUACAAUUUCACCAAGCCUAUAACUGAAAAUACAAUGAAAGAAAUUGGAGCACUCCUCACAUUUUGCAAUUGUUCAUUUGCAGGAAAGCUGACUGCUUGCAAGUCGUGGCAAUGUCACAUGAGCAGGAC
Messenger RNA from Electrophorus electricus (electric eel), 2791 nucleotides. RefSeq names its product solute carrier family 30 member 1a (gene slc30a1a). Gene Ontology annotation, molecular function: zinc ion transmembrane transporter activity; calcium channel inhibitor activity. The record is from RefSeq and is a predicted model, not a curated record. Lineage: Eukaryota; Metazoa; Chordata; Actinopteri; Gymnotiformes; Gymnotidae. Gene Ontology annotation, cellular component: endoplasmic reticulum; Golgi apparatus; membrane. Gene Ontology annotation, biological process: zinc ion transmembrane transport; intracellular zinc ion homeostasis; detoxification of zinc ion.